GUACAGAGCAGAGGGGCUGCAGUGUUAUUGUAAUCCCAAUGGUCUCGUGUUACCUGUGGAAGGGUAUGGUGACAGACGCUGCUAAACACACAUGCACGUUCACUUACUUUCUGCUCUUCCACAGAGGAGCUGCAGUCCUCACCGGAGGCUUUGAGGAUUUCCUCUGAUCCGCCGCCGUCCUCCUCCUCCUCCUCCUCCAGCUAUGAUCUUCACAGCAGAGCAGGUGGCCUGCGUGUGCGAGGUCCUGCUGCAGGCCGGCCGCAUGGACCGUCUGACCGGCUUCCUCCACACGCUGCCCCCUCCCCCCUGCUCCUCAUCCUCCCCCGGGGAGCAGGAGAGCGUGCUCAAGGCUCGGGCGGCAGUGGCCUUUCACCAGGGCCGCUUCUCGGACCUCUACGCCCUGCUGGAGGGCUUCCCCUUCUCCCCGCCGAGCCACCCGCUGCUGCAGCAGCUGUGGCUGCGGGCCCACUACACGGAGGCCGAGAGGCAGAGGGGCCGGCCCCUGGGGGCCGUGGGGAAGUACCGCGUGAGGAGGAAGUUUCCCCUGCCUCACACCAUCUGGGAUGGAGAGGAGACCAGCUACUGCUUCAAGGAGAAGUCUCGCAGCAUCCUCAGGCAGUGGUACCAUCAGAAGCCUUACCCCUCCACCCGGGAGAAGCGGGAGCUGGCGGCCGCCACCGGGCUCACCGCCGUUCAGGUCAGCAACUGGUUCAAGAACCGUCGACAGAGGGACAGGACCGCCGACACCCCCGGUUUCCAGGCGUCCCGGUUUGGAGGGUCUGAUCAUGACCUUUCACCCCCAUGCAGCCCCCUGCUCCAGUACCACCUCUGCCACCCCCCUCCGCCCCUCGUCCACACGCCUCCUCCUCCGCACCGCAGCCGCUGACUACAUUCAAAACGUCACAUCGGAAUUUUAUUACCAAACUGUGAUUGAGGAGACACAGAACAGCACACAGGACCGACGGCAGAACAGGGCGUCGUACAGCGCCUCUAAACACACGGAGCAGCUCACAGACGCGACGUAAAGCCCUGCUGUGGAUCUCCACAGAGUUCACACAUGGAAACAAGACGUACAGUCAGACUCUUCACCUGUUAAAGGGACUGUGCUGGUGUAAUGUUCCUAAUGUUCUGUAGCCACACAAUUUAACUAGUCAGAGGUUCUUCAGUGUAUCCGACUUCCCAACAUUCCGACGAGAGAAACUGAAUAAACUUGCUUUAUGUUUGACCCAGA
Molecule: messenger RNA, 1231 nt
Organism: Salarias fasciatus (jewelled blenny)
Lineage: Eukaryota; Metazoa; Chordata; Actinopteri; Blenniiformes; Blenniidae
Gene: six9
Product: SIX homeobox 9
Exons: 3
Coding region: 203-886 (227 amino acids)
Biological process (GO): regulation of skeletal muscle cell proliferation; regulation of transcription by RNA polymerase II; skeletal muscle fiber development
Cellular component (GO): nucleus; transcription regulator complex
Molecular function (GO): DNA-binding transcription factor activity, RNA polymerase II-specific; RNA polymerase II cis-regulatory region sequence-specific DNA binding
Source: RefSeq, a predicted model, not a curated record